Molecule: messenger RNA, 2430 nt
Organism: Physeter macrocephalus (sperm whale)
Lineage: Eukaryota; Metazoa; Chordata; Mammalia; Artiodactyla; Physeteridae
Gene: TMEM266
Product: transmembrane protein 266
Exons: 11
Coding region: 167-1780 (537 amino acids)
Cellular component (GO): plasma membrane; dendrite
Molecular function (GO): voltage-gated channel activity
Source: RefSeq, a predicted model, not a curated record
GGGGAGCCCCGAGAGCGCGAGCCGCGGCCGGCGCCGCUGCAGAGCCGAGCGAAUCCACAGCCCGGGCAGCAGGGCACCACAUUUGUAUGCCUUAUAGAACCCACGCUUGGACAUGCUGACGUCAGGCUUCAAGACAGCUGAGCCCCACUAGACACCCAAAAAACCCAUGGCUCUGGUUGCAUCUUUCAACAUGACCAGUCCACAGCCUGCCACAGAAGGAGGAACUUCCGAAGUUGAGAUCAUCUCCCAACAAGUAGACGAAGAAAGCAAGAGCAUUGCUCCCGUGCAGCUGGUGAACUUUGCCUAUCGGGACUUGCCCCUGGCUGCGGUUGACCUCUCCACGGUGGGCUCGCAGCUCCUGUCAAAUCUGGAUGAAGAUUACCAAAGAGAAGGGUCUACCUGGCUGAAGCCGUGCUGUGGGAAGAGAGCAGCCGUGUGGCAGGUAUUUUUGCUCAGUGCAAGUGUCAACAGUUUCCUGGUAGCCUGUGUAAUAUUGGUGGUGAUUCUCCUGACUCUGGAACUUCUAAUAGAUAUAAAGCUUCUCCAGUUUUCCAGUGCAUUCCAGUUUGCUGGCGUGAUACACUGGAUCAGUCUGGUCAUUCUCUCAGUGUUCUUCUCAGAGACUGUCCUUCGGAUUGUGGUGCUCGGGAUCUGGGAUUACAUUGAAAACAAAAUAGAGGUGUUUGAUGGGGCUGUGAUCAUCCUGUCCUUGGCCCCGAUGGUGGCGUCCACUGUGGCUAAUGGGCCCAGGAGCCCCUGGGAUGCCAUCAGCCUCAUCAUCAUGCUCCGGAUCUGGCGGGUGAAGAGGGUCAUUGAUGCCUACGUCCUGCCUGUGAAGGUGGAGAUGGAGAUGGUCAUCCAGCAGUACGAGAAGGCCAAGGUCAUCCAGGACGAGCAGCUGGAGAGACUGACGCAGAUCUGUCAGGAGCAAGGGUUCGAGAUCCGGCAGCUGCGGGCACACCUGGCACAGCAGGACUUGGACCUGGCGGCCGAGCGCGAGGCGGCGCUGCAGGCCCCUCACGUGCUCAGCCAGCCGCGCAGCCGCUACAAGGUGGUGGAGGCCGGCACAUGGGCAGAGGAGACCGCGGAUGAGAGCGUCGUGGAGGAGCUGCAGCCCGCGCAAGAAGCUGCAGUGAAAGAUGACAUGAACAGCUACAUCAGCCAGUACUACAAUGGGCCCAGCAGUGACAGCGGUGCCCCAGAACCAGCUGUGUGCGUGGUCACCACGGCGGCCAUAGACAUCCACCAGCCCAUCUCCUCUGACCUCUUUUCUGUCGAUGUGCCCCUGAAGCUUGGCAGCGAUGGUACCUGCACCAGCGCCACCUCUGAGAGCGCCUCCCGCUCCACUCGCGGCUCCGUCACCCGGGCCCAGAGUGACAGCAGCCAGACGCUGGGCUCCUCCACAGACUGCAGCACCGCCCGCGAGGAGCCGUCCUCUGAGCCUAGCCCCUCCCCACUGCCACUGCCGCCACCACCUCAGCAGGAGACGGCAGAGGCCACAGUCCAGGACCUGUUGUCCUCCCUGUCAGAGGACCCCUGCCCAUCCCGGAGGGCCUUGGACCCAGCUUCCCUUGCCCGGCCCAGCACAACGGGCUUGGCCCAAACUAGCCCCGAGCUGGAGCACAGGGUAAGUCUGUUCAACCAGAAGAACAAGGAGGGCUUCACUGUCUUUCAGAUCAAGCCUGUCAUCCAUUUCCAGCCUGCUGCACCUGUGCUGGAGGAGAAGUUCAGAUCUUUGGAAUCCAAAGAGCAAAAGUUGCACAGGGUCCCUGAAGCCUAGAGCCUCCGGGCAGGCUGGGAGGGAGCGGGGCAGACAGCCAUCUCACGCUCUCCCAGGGCCCUGGAGGCUACCAGGGCCACACCAGGGGCCCAGGAGCCCAGGAGCCCUCCUGGCCUCCCUCAGGGUGCUGCCUGCCUCCAGGGAGGUGACGCCAGGCCAGGAGGCCACGUGCCUCAGACCUCAAAGCCCAGAGCUGGCGCCUCCUCUCACCCUGCUCAGGGGAGGGUGGUGCUCGUGGCUGGGGUUUUUUUAAACCACUUUUACAAAAACCAGCCUGUGGCCCAGCUUCAGCAGGGCAGAGUGCGGGGGCCAGCUCAGCCUCUUCCGUUGCCUUUGUUCCUGGAGCCCACCCCGGACCCCCGGGAACAGCACUGUGAGCAGGGGCUAGCCAGCCCCGCCCCCAAGCCGGCUUUCCCAGGAAUCCUGGGUGGAGCCAACACAAUCACACGAAGACCACCAUCCGAGCCUAUGUCAUUUGUCCUCAUCCUCUCAUUUAGGCAUGAGCAUUUCUGAGUCUUUUCAAGACAAAUCUAGUUUUCACCUUCACAGGACAUAAAGGGAUGGAUCUGAAGGUGGGUGGGAGGGUCAGCGGGGUGGGGGGGCAGCCAUUUUCCAAUCUUGGCUUUAAUAAUAAAAACCACCUGCACUGA